AUGAGCAACAAUUCGAUCGGUUUCCUCACGAACACAAUGAUUUCGCUAACAAGCCUGAAUGUGUUGACUAUGAACCACAACAAACUCACAAAUAUCGAUUUUCGAAGGUUACCGGAAGGCCUUACAGACCUCUCACUGCGCAACAACUACAUCACUACUGUUCAUUAUGUACCACAGAGUGCAAGAAAUCUUCGUCGAAUAGACCUUUCCGGAAAUCAGCUGGAUUUUAUUGUUGGUAGUGGAUCAGUGAACAUGCUCCCACCUUCGCUGAAACAAGCUGAUCUUUCUCAUAACCAAAUCACUUUUAUUCAAGAAGGCGCUCUAGGACACAUGAAAGAAUUAGCUCUCCUUGAUUUGAAAGGAAACCGCUUGACAGAAUUGAAAGAGGGCUCCCUGAGCGGUCCACAAAAUCAGCUGCGUAUGUUUCUCGAAGGCAAUCCAUUCCAGUGUCAUUGCGGACUGCAGUGGUUACUUCACGUCAAGACGAAGACAGCACCAAUCGUCCUCGAUCUGCCUACCCUUACUUGCACCCCGUUGUUGGACGAAAGCCAAGUGCUCAAUUUGACCGUGGCCGAUCGAAUGAACCAGCUUACGUGCAAAUAUGACAAGCUUUGCCCAUUAUCGUGCACUUGUUGCGAGGAUGACACGUGCUCGUGCCGAAGUUCAUGUCCACCACAAUGCCAUUGCUAUCGCUCUGCCAAUAUGGAAUCUCGAAGCUCAUUGGCAUCUAUCAGCUCACUGAAACGGCUUCAGCUCACUUCCAACACACUCUCCAGGAUCCCACCACGGCUUGGACGCCUCACUUACCUGCAGCUAGCCAACAACUCACUGACUCAACUGACCGCUGAUGAUAUCAAAGUGCUCAAUACAGUGAAGCGUGUUUCCCUAGGAGGUAAUACGAGCAGUUUCUCGUGCGACUGCGAAACACCCAGUCCACUUCAGCUGUGGCUUCGUGAGAAGAAGAAUCGGGACAAGAACCAUUCUUGA
Ostertagia ostertagi is the source of this 987-nucleotide messenger RNA. The record is from the annotation of a GenBank genome assembly. Lineage: Eukaryota; Metazoa; Nematoda; Chromadorea; Rhabditida; Trichostrongylidae.